UAUUCCUAAGUAAAAUGAGCAAAUCUAGCUUAGCAACAGUUGUUGGAAAGGGACAUAACUUUCAUUGGAGGGGAAGGUGCUGUCAGUCCAUUAUGACAGAAGCUUCGCAACACUGAUACUAUCUAAGCAUGGGCAGGAUUCUCACUCUUAGGGCAUCACUUCAGAAGAUCUAAAGCCUUAGCAGCACUGUGGAAGUGGCGUGAUGAAUCCAGCAGUUUCACAGCCCACUAAGAAUGAGAGCUCCACCCUCGGUAAAGUAGCUGCCCACAUCCCUGACCUCAUUGUGUAUGGUGAUUUCUCACAGGAUUUGCCCUUCAUUGAAACUUUUGAUGGAGUUCUCCUCUUCAUAGACAUUUCAGGUUUCACAGCACUAACUGAAAAAUACGGCACAAACACCAACUUCGAGAGUGGCGCUGACCAGCUGACCCAAACACUGAAUCGAUAUGUGGGUGACAUCGUGGAGGAGGUGUUGGUUUUCGGAGGCGACAUAUUGAACUUUGCAGGGGAUGCUUUGCUGGCACUCUGGAGAGUCAGCCGUCAGUAUAUCAAUGACAUCGUCAUUCUGGCCCUGAAAUGUAGCAUGAGAAUCCAGGAAGAGUACGGUGUCCGUGACACAGAAGUGGGGUUGGAGCUGCGAGUGAAAAUAGGAGUAUCUGCAGGCCACAUGUCAAAAGUUGUUGUUGGAGAUAACAGGCACCAAUAUUUCCUGGUAAUUGGCCGGGCAGUGGAUGAAGUGCGAUUGGCUCAGAACCUAGCACAACCAGGUGAAAUUAUUCUGUCGCCAAAUGGCUGGGAGCUCUGUCACCGGAAACUCGUUGAGAUCCAAAAGAUUCCUAAUGAACGAGCUGUCAAGGUUAAAUACCUCAGGAGCAGCUCUAAAGAGUUUGAUGAAGAUGGGUUCUAUGAGAGAUGUGCAAGUCAUCUGGCUGACAAUCACAUCUGUGACGGCAUGGAGGUGCUGAGAAAAGCCUCGGUACUGGCUCCAGAUGCAGAACUUGAGAAAAGACUGCGAAAAUUUGUAACAAGGAAUGUCUUGAAGAAGAUUGAUGAUGACCAGCCGCUGGAGUACUUGUCAGAACUUCGUCCAGUUACCAUAGUCUUCGUGAACCUUCAGUUUGAAGAAAGCGCCAAUACUCUCCACCUGUCCAAGGCUAUUCAGGAUGCCAGCAUUUAUAUCACAGACACAUUACGCCCCUUCAGAGGCAAGAUCAACAAAGUCUUCAUGUUUGACAAAGGCUGUACUUUCCUUUGCGUUUUUGGUCUCCCUGGAGACAAGCAAGCGGAUGAGAGCGCGCAUGCUCUGGAUUGUGCCCAUAAGAUCCACGGCUUUUGUUCCACGUCACUCAUGAAAGUAAAGCUUGUCUCCGUUGGGAUCACCAGUGGGCCAGUGUUCUGUGGAGUAGUUGGUCAUCGUGUGAGACACGAAUAUACAGUAAUUGGCAGCAAAGUGAACCUGGCUGCCCGGAUAAUGGUUUACUAUUCCGGGUUAGUGACCUGUGAUGCAGUCACCUACUCUGAAUCCAAGUUGCCGCCCUAUUUCUUUCAAGAGGUCCCAUUAACUCCAAUGAAAGGCAUUCUGAACCCUGGAACAAUCUAUAAAUUUCUUGGUAUCACAGAGAAAACAAUGAUGUUCAAGGCAUAUCUGACCAAGGAGAGAUCUGAAAAUUAUCCUUUACUGGGUAGGAAGAGAGAGACUGAUUUCUUUGAAGACUUGGUGGAAAAAUUUAAAAUCAUCCAAAAAAGCCACGUCUUAAUGUAUGAAGGUCACUUGGGAUAUGGGAAAAGCCAGUUAAUGAGUGAAAUUGCGUACUUAGGGCAAGCAGAAGGCCAAAAGGUUGUGGCUACGGAGCUAACGAAGAUAAAUUUGUCACAGAGCUUCUUCACCAUCCGGAUCCUCAUGGCUAUGUUCUUGGGAAUCGAUACCUGCAAAUCCUUUGAUUCCAGGCAGCACAUCCUUCAGCACAACAUCCGUGGGGCAGUGGAGGAAUCCUAUUUUUGCCUCUUCAACAGCUUCUUUUACGUUAAGUUUCCCACUUCAGAAGUUGUUUCAAAAAUGGAUAUGCAAAGGAGGCAUGCAGAGAUGGAAAUAAUUCUUGGAAAGAUUCUCUUCAAGGCAUCAGAGAAGGAAACCAUUAUCUUUGUAAUUGAUGAGGCUCAGUUCAUCGAUUCCGCCUCCUGGGAAUUCCUGGAUAAAUUGGUCUUGAAUGUCCCCAUCUUUAUGGUCUUGUCUUUGUCUCCUUUUGACCAAAGGAGACAACCGCUGUGCUCUGCUGCAGCUCGAAUCCUGGGCAGUCCGGCAAACACUUACAUUAGAUUAAAGGAGUUGACUCCUGCGGUGAUCGCCCAGAAGGCUUGCCAGGACCUUGGGGUGGUCAGUAUCGCCAGGGAACUUGAGACGUUCUUAGUACAAAGAAGCCAUGGAAACCCAUUGUUUUGUGAGGAACUUCUCCACAACCUCCAUGUAAACAGUGUCCUUCAGUACCACGUAGUAGAACAAGAUGAAGACAGUGAGGAUGAGUGGGACAGCCUUUUCACCACUGCUCUUCUGAAGCCUCAAAACUCCAAAUCCCUUGAAAACAAUGUGAGUGAAGAAGAGUAUAUUUGCACCGUCAAGCAGAAUGUGAAGCUGCACAACAUAAUGCUCCCGCCUACAUUAAAAGGGAUUGCUCUGGCUGAAUUAGACAACAUGAGCCCUUCGGAGCAGAUGGUAGUGAAAUGUGCAGCUAUCAUUGGUGCGACUUUCAGCACAGAAUUGCUCCUCCACAUCCUUCCUGAAUGGACCAAGAUGAAAAUGAACCAGACACUAGCAGCUCUGGUGGAAUCCCACACAUUUGAGUGUUUUUCUGAAGGAAAAGAGCAGAAUGCUAAAGAAUUCAGUAGUUCUUGCUUUUAUUCUCUCACCACGGUAGCAACUUGUCUUUCAGAUCUUGGGCAAGUCAUUGCCAACCGGAUCAAGCAUGAGGAGGCAGUGAUGCAAUGCAAAGUCAUGAAUUUCUGCACACCACUGUUGUCAGAGACUGCCUAUGAGCUCUGGCUCAACAGCCAGAAAAUAGCAUUACACCUCAAGUGUGCCAGUUAUCUGGAACGUGGCGCUCACCAGUGCAAGUACUGUGGGGAAGGGGAUUUCAUAGCUUUCCACCGCUACGCCGUGGAGGGCAUGCUGUGGAAAAUAGAUUCACAGGAGCUUAGAAAUGAGCCAGAGAAGGACAACCUGAGUGAAGCUGCUUCAGAAAUUGUGUCUCUCACAAUGAGAACCGUAGGAUCAUUGGGCAAUGCAUUCUUCAAGGAAAUUGAAAUAUCAAAACACAUGUUUAGAAAAGGCACACUGGACUUCACCCGGAUACCGUUAAAUCUGGCAGACUUCUUUAGACAUGAGGAUACAGAAAAGGCAUUUAUAGUCAAGCUGGAUGAAAUCCUCGAGAUUAUUCGAUCAGGCAAGAACAGUGUCAACAACAUAGGUUACUGUUAUUGCAAAGAGAUUGUGGAGUCUGUCAUCGUGCCCUUGUCUCACCACUGUAUGGCUCUGGGGAACUACGCCCGUGCCUUUUAUUACUUGCUGGAAUGUGCUGCUGCCUACGUACGCCUGUCCAAUAACUACAUGGCCUUUACAUACCUGAAUACGGCAGAGUGCCUGUUGAGAUCCUUGGAGACCAAACAGAAAGUUAUUAGCCAGUUUGAGAUGUCUGUUUUGUACAGUCUCAAGGGUGAGGUCUCGUACAAUAUGGGUCAGAUUCAUUUAGCAAAAAAGAUGGAGAAGAAAGCUUUGGAUUUGUUGAAGAAAAGUUUCCCGGGGACCAUCGUUGGAGCUUUUUUCAUGUCCAUGGUGGAAACUUCCAAACAUAUGUCCCGUCAGAAGAAGCAGAAUACUUUGCAAAUGGUUAAUGGCAGAGAGAAGAGAUUAGCUGUUCUUUACCAGCAGGGUCGCUGCCUCUCUGUACUGUGGCAGGCCUUUAGCUUGGAUCCUGCUGCGAACAGUAAGAAGUUCUCCUACUUGGCAGCUCUCAUGACUGUGAACUGUGCAGAGGAGUCUCAGGACAAGGCCCAGAUAAUCUCCUCCUACAUGGAAUUCUCACUCUGCUGUCAGCUGAUUGGCUGUCAGCAAGAAUGGAUGAAAUAUGAGGAAAUGGCCAUCAAGCGUAGUUCAUACCUUCGAAUUGUUGGAGGAGAACUGUUUAUAAUAGCUAAGGUGGCGGCAUCAUUGGCCUACAUGAAGCUUUGCUUAGGGAACCUGCUUUUGGCUUCCAGGCUGGGCUUUCGAGCACAUGAACUUUGUGACCGGAUACAUAAAUCUAAACUCAACUGUAGUGUUCUCUUUGACCUUUUCAAUGCUCUUUUCCUCAGAGCCAGUUUUGCUGAAGCUGUCAAGGUACUGAGUUGGUUGGAGAGGCUCUCGUUUCGAGAUGACGAUAUCAUUGGGAAGGCCUGCUUCAUUUCUGGCUGCAUGGAUCUCAUGCUUUAUGCUAGUUUUUCAUAUAAGCCAUUUCAAUAUUGUCAAGACUUCGUUAUUACCAGUGGAACAAACUGCAUCCUUGUGUCUCAAAACAGCAUCAUGCUCAGCUUGUACACUUCUAUGGCCAUAUGGUUUGCCAGACUUAAUUUCUGGGAUGAAUUCAAAGAGCCGUUUGAACAGGCAAGAAGACUGGUGAGAAGAAUGAGCAACUCGCUAUCUGCUAAUUACGGCUUCUGCAAGUAUGUGGAGUGUGAGGCUCUGUUGUUACAAAACUGUAUCGGAGAGAGGCCUGACAGAGUUCGUGAGCUGCGCAACAGGAUGUCAAAGAAUUUGGAGCAGGCAAUGAUACAGUGCUCUACAAGCCCAGUCUACUACCCUAGGGUUUACCAUCUUGAGGCCUAUGUCCAAUUGAUGCUUGGAGAUGAUGAACAGAGCCAAAUUUCUCUUGACAUGGCAAUCCAGGACUGUUAUGAAAACUAUCUGGAGAGAACAUGGCUGACAAUUAGCCAGGAAUGGUGGUUCACUGGAAAAACGGCCAUGGAAGAUGAGUGGUUAAACAUGGCUCCAGAUUUUCCACUGUGGAACGCAGGAAUGUCAAACGACGAUCUUAAAGAAUUGGAGAAAAGCAGGUACCUGCUGAAGAUGCCAGAGUUGGACAUUAACAAUCCAUUCCCAGAAACAAGUAGUGAUGAACAUAUUUCAUAGCUCUGAAGUAUUUGUCAGGCCAAGGAUGUCCCCAGGAGCCCUUCAUAUCUACAAGCAGUUGCCCUCCAGCUUGCAAAUAAACACACCAGAUAACAAAGCUUG
Molecule: messenger RNA, 5257 nt
Organism: Heteronotia binoei (common prickly gecko)
Lineage: Eukaryota; Metazoa; Chordata; Lepidosauria; Squamata; Gekkonidae
Product: adenylate cyclase type 10-like
Exons: 34
Coding region: 203-5155 (1650 amino acids)
Biological process (GO): intracellular signal transduction; cyclic nucleotide biosynthetic process
Cellular component (GO): cytoplasm
Molecular function (GO): protein binding; adenylate cyclase activity
Source: RefSeq, a predicted model, not a curated record